GCCGGCGGGACGCCUCUGUCAUCCGUCGGCGCUCUCCCUUCAUCAUAAGAAAUGGCGGGCGUCAUCCCAUUUCCAACCCCCGCUGCUCCUUGCGCUGCUCGGCACUCCCCUCCCUCCCCUCGCCACUUAUCAAGCCGCUGUCGCACGACGGCCGCCAGCUACCUCUCUUUCUUCUACACCACCACCAUCCCACUAGUCCGCACCCCCACCGUCGUUAUCAGAGCACCAGUCUUUCCUGAAACCAUGGCUUCGAUCUCCCUUUCCAGAAACCCCUCUUCGCGCGAACGCCCGUCACACUUCUCGAUUCAGGAGUUCUCUGACCUCGUUUCGACUGCCUUUAACCUUCCUGGCGCGUCGGGCGUGCCUCCCUCCCCUGUCUCCAGCUGCUUCGACGCUGACACGGACGACGGCCACCUCGCGGGUUCCCCGCGGAAGGCGAGGCGUUCCAGCGCAAAGGCUCCAAUGCCGUCAGAGCAGUCGCCCAAGUCGCGUUCCGCGCUCAGCGUGCUGCGCCAUGUCCGCACUCGCGCGUCGGCUGUCCUCCGUCCGGCUAAUACCCACCUCACCCUGCCGUCGGAGGGAGCCAACCAUUCUGCGCGUCCCAGCAUAUGCUCUCAGCGCACUCUGCAGUCCAAUCUGACCGCUUCAUCAUACGCGUUCCUGUCCCGUCCGCCCACUCCCAUUCCCACCCCACGCACGCGUUCGCCUUUCCCAGAUCUCGCUCUCUCCCGCUCCCGGUCGCGCACCAAGAGCCUCACCGGCCCAAUUUCAUUUCUGAAAUUACCAAAGCGCGAACCUGGCGCUUCUUCCGCAAGUCCGUCCCAGGCAAGCGCCCCCGCGCUACCCGAUACCCAGGACUUGCCCUCAUUCUUCGAGGCGACAGGAUAUUCUGAGCGGAGCCCGCUGCCACCCGCAUAUAGCCGCCCCUCGACGCCCGCCCCGCCGGCCAAUGCUCAGGCGCAGUCGCGCAUACACACGCGCCUCCCGCCUUUGCGCAAAGCGAAGAGCGCAUCCACGAGCAUCUUCCGCGGGAAGAAGUCCAAGGGCGGAUGUACAACGGGAGCGAACGGCCCCGCAGGAGCCCAGCCGCAGGUCGCUCUGGACUGGACGAUGAUGGACACGGAGGAGUAUUUCACAUCUCCGAGGGAUCCGCCACCCGUCCCGCCGCUGCCAAGUUCGCUGACUGGCCGUAGGCCAGACUCCGGAGCGGAUGAGGACGGGGAGUUGGAUGUCCCCGCAUACGUAUUCGAAAGGAGGGGCAGUGCGACGAGCACAUGCACGACGAGUACCACGGUGAGUAUUUGGACCUCUCAUGUUUCCGAUUGCAUGCCGGACAGUGACACUUCGUGUUCACCGACACUGGGGUUGGAUGCUGUUUGCAUCUUUACUAUGAUCCCAUCUGACGGCCACGCUGUCUUGGCAUCUGGCUUUGCGUUUCCCGCCUCAUCGACCGUAGGGCGUAUCUACACGCCGUCUGAGCACGGACACGGUGCCAUGUACGAAGAGGAUACGUCCAAGAUCGGACGUGUGCUGACCCCGGAGCCGGACCCUUUCGCCAAAGGCGAUGUAGCGAUCGCGAGAGGCUCGCGGCAAGACGAUAGGAGCGCGAGGAACGCGAGGAGCGCGCAGCAAGGCUGGGACUUCAAGGACGCAAGCCCGGAAGACGUGACGGAGGAGGCAGACGUCCUUCAAGUGUACUCGAGGGCUCGCGGACGCGGCUCCAUUGGACGGAGACGACUCCCAGAGUUUCUGAUGGAGUCGCCGUCUCCGAGGUCACCCGUAUACGAGUUCCCAUCUUCGUGCUCGAUCUACCCUGUCAGGGGAACGGACGUCCCGCAGUCUCCCCUCCUUGCCGGACCAGCAGCAAGAACCCGGGCUAACCUUGUAUCGAGGUUCUCCAUGUCGACCGAGUCCGUAUCGUCACGCUCUUCGUUCACCGAAUCCGCGGAACAUCAGGGGUUGAAAGAUGUGGACGUGGACGCGACGUUCGUAUUCGCCACUCUUGCUCGCGAUGUCGCCCCGCGAAGUCCCAGCAAACGAGCCACCCUGGACGUAGGCGCGUCUCCAAAGGCCGCGGUGUUCCGCUCGUCGACGAGUGCGUCUCUCCCACCGUCUGCACACGCGCGGUAUGCCCGCUACGCGGAGUCCAUCCCGGUUGCGACUACCAAGCGCCAGGCGUCGGUGCGUACGUCCGCGUCCGAGCCGUCUCCCAGAGUUCAGCGCCCUUCGUCGCCAUUUCCGCUCGUGUGCGGGUUGAGCGACGGAUCGCCGAAUGGGCAGCUUGGCGCGAAGGCCGGUGACGGUGGAGACGUCCCUGGGCGACGAGUCGGAAUUGUCGUGAAAGACGAUGUGCAGUAUGCGGAGGCGUUUGAAGAGUCGUUCGUCCUGUCGGGGGAGGAGAUGGAGCGAAUCCAGAUCCCGGCGUCGGCGUUGCUUACUGAAGAGCACCGAGCCUUCGACGCAGACGACGACGCCCUUACUCCCCGCCCAGCAUCUCCACGCGAUAUUGACCUGACACUCACUAUCGGGCAGGCUGAAGGCGAAUGGGACCGACACACUACGGGGACUUCGGAGUCCAGCACCGAGUCCGGCAUGUUCUUCAGCGCAAGAUCGAGCGUCGAGUCGACGCGGAAAAGCGUCUGAGCCUGCUCUGUCGUUAUUGCAACCGCCUCGCAAUCAGCUCCCCGAAAUCUCUUCUCGCGAGGGAAUUCGUCGUUCGAACAAAGUUAUCCUUAUUACCGCAACUUUAAAUCGGAGCCGUUGGGCUCCCUGUCAUUCUUUCUCUUUGCAAACACUCAUCCACUGUACCUCGCAACCGUCGUUUUCUCGCGGUCUUACUGUUAUCCGCACGUUCUCUUCAGUUAUUCGGUCUGUUAUGUGUACAGUAGUGACUCCAUAUCGACUCCUCCUGGCGGAGCGUUCUCACCCUCAUUUGCCUUCGCGCGUAAUAUUGCCAGCUGUAUACCUUGUUCCGCUGUCCGAGUAGUCGUACUUUAGUAGAUAUUAGUAGUAGGAGUAGUAGCGGUGACGCGGGUGGAAACCCGGAUUAGUGCGCAUACU
Messenger RNA from Fomitopsis serialis, 3060 nucleotides. RefSeq lists its product as uncharacterized. The coding region runs from base 52 to 2643 and encodes 863 amino acids. The record is from RefSeq and is a predicted model, not a curated record. The transcript is spliced from 10 exons. Lineage: Eukaryota; Fungi; Basidiomycota; Agaricomycetes; Polyporales; Fomitopsidaceae.